CGGGUCAGAGAGGAUUAGUGUCAGUUCAGGUUUGGUAGUAAACUCACAUUCAUGUUGUUGGCGUUGACUGCUUCUGACACACUCGCCCUACUGGUUCACUUCAACUGAGAAAUCCCACACUGAACAAUCACUGCAGCAGAAAUUGGACCACAGGAAGGGAAUUGGAAUAACCGUUUCAUUCUCUUCUGAACAAUUACCAUGAAACAAGCUAUGGAGGAUGGUGUCAGUGAGGUACUGUCCAGUGUGGUGAAGGAUGUUGACCAAGCUGUUAGCAGGAACAUUAAUGGUGCUCAGCUUCUGCAUGAACUACUGAGUGCACCGUGGCUUUGUGCCCUGCUGAAGAUUUAUGAGUGCCUGUUAAAGUUCCAGAGACUGACACCAAGCCCCGUUUUGCCUUAUGCUGCAGGACUCUCACAUGAGGUCAUAACUGCAAUACUGACAGCUCAAACGCCUUCAGCUCCAGCUAGAGAGUUGUGCAGCCUCCUGAGCUCACCUCAUAUCCAGGCUCUCUUGUCAUCUCAUGACAGUGUUGCACAGUCAGACUAUGAGCCUGUCUUACCCCCUCUGCCUGAUGAAAUACCAGAGGAUGAGGAGGCAAUGAGGAUUGUGUGUCUUGUAAAGAACAACCAGCCUCUGGGUGCAACUAUAAGGAAGGAUGAGGCAACAGGAGAUAUUUAUAUUGCCCGGGUGAUUCAUGGAGGAUUGGCUGACCGCAGUGGACUUCUACAUCCUGGAGACCUAUUAGUGGAGGUAAAUGGAAACCCAGUGGUGGGCCUGGAACCAGAACAGGUCAUCCAUAUACUGGCCAAUUCCCAAGGCACUAUCCUGUUUAAAGUCAUUCCAAAUCCAUCUCAGGCAUGCAACAGCCAGACACCGGUAUGUAUGAGGGCAAUGGUAGACUACUGCCCUCUGCAGGAUUUUUCCAUCCCAUGUCCAGAUGCAGGAAUGGCAUUCAGCAGAGGAGACCUUCUUCAGGUGGUUGACCAGUCAGAUGGACAGUGGUGGCAGGCCAGGAAACUGCCCUGUGCUACAUCCUGUGCUGGUCUGAUUCCCUCUGCCAGCAUGCUGAAGAGUAAACAGAGGGAACAAUGGUGGUGUCAGCCCUUACAGGUUCAUACCUGCAUCAGACCACUGACCCUGACUGCUAACGAGGAAAAUCCUGCAAAUUCUGAUGAGAAACAUGCAAUAACAGAUCUGGAGGAAAUAAAUUUUGAUGAAGCAGAAUCUGAUGUUACUGAUGGAAUCUACCUGGCUGGUUUCCGUCGAAGUUUCCGUGUCUGGAAGAGGACUUCCUACAGGAAGCGACGACAGUCGUGCACCACCUGCUCCCCCAACACCAAUGCUUUGUCCACUCCCUACGAGGAAGUGGUUUUGUACCAGCGCCCUCCUCAGGAGAACCACCGCCUCAUCAUCCUCGUCGGUGCUUCAGGAGUUGGAGUAAAUGAACUGAGGAAGAGACUCAUCAAACUGAAUCCUUCGACAUUCCAGGGACCAGUGCCUCACACCACUCGCUCAAUCAGAGCAGGAGAGCAGAACGGUAGAGAGUACCACUUUGUUACCAAAGAACUGUUUGAGUACAUGGUCUGCAACCACAGAUUUGUGGAAUAUGGAGAGAGUAAAGGUCAGCUGUAUGGAAUUAGCACUGAUGCCAUUGAUGAGGUGCUAAAACGAGGGCGGAUGUGUAUCAUUGACGCCGAGCCCCAUAGCAUCCAGCUGUUGCGAACAAAGAAAUUUAAACCCUAUGUGAUUUUCAUCAAACCACCCAGCCCAGACAGACUCAGGCAAACUCGGAGAGAUGCUCGAAUCAUCACCAAUUAUGCCAUCAACAGGGUUUUCUCAGAGGAAGAUUUUGCAGAGCUUGAAGAGACAUCAAAGCUGAUUGAAGUGAAGUACAAGCAGUUUUUUGACAGCGUCCUGGUGAACGAUGACCUACAGGACGCUUGCAUAGAGCUCUGUUCCAUCAUUCAGCAGGCACAGGAUGAACCACAGUGGAUACCUGUAAGCUGGGGCAGAGCAGAGGAUUAGCACAGGGGAAGAAUAAAAUACUUAAAGAGAUGCGAAAUGACAAUGUGAAAGUGAAAUAAGAAGAAACAGGCAGAAAUGAAUAUAUAAAAAGACAUGGUGAAAUUCUCAGAGCAGAACAUAAGGAUAAUACAUUUAUAAGGGAUGAACAGAUAAUCAGUCAUGUGAUUAUGAUGUGACACUAUCCAUGAUGUCAUAUCUUUGCAAUUGGGAACAAAACUCGUAUUUGUAUCCAGUGGUUGGUAACCCUAGCAACAGUUUGUUUCAUGUUACAUGCUGUUGUAUGGUGUUGAACACUGCACUUUAAUUAUAUUUCAUAUAAUCACUCCCAGUUUUGAUGCUGUUUUUUUUUUUUCAGUGACAGCUGUUCAAUGUAUUUACUUUCAGUCUUUGCCUCUUUGUGCUGUAGUGAUAUCUUAUUGGUAUGUUAUUGGUAUGUUGUGGUUUAGAGGCUAAGUAGGCUGCAUUUUUAAUUUGAAAUGUAUGUCAUAUGGAAUGUAAUUAAGUACAGUUACUGUCAUAUAAAGGUACUUGCACUUUACUUGAGCAUUUCCAAAUUGGUCACCUUUGUGCUUUUGCUUCACAACAUUUCAAAGACAUACACCACAACAUUCACUUAAAGUCUUUGUUAUUUGUGUUAAUAUUAUAUUCAGAUUUUACAUAUCAAACAUGUCAGUUAAAAGUUUAAAGUGUUACCAGCAGGAACAGCUACAGCAAUUAAAUGAUAUUUAAUUCAGCAGUAGUUACAUAUUCUUGCUAUCCUGUAGGCAAAUUCAAUAACUUGUUGGCUUUUUGUAAAAAUAAUGGUGACCACCAGUGUUACCGCUCAGCCUCUUGGUAGACACAACUAUGGUAUCAAUUUCAAAAUCCUAUGUCGCCUUGUUCUCAAGUUAUCGCAUUCACAAACUUAGGUGUCCAUGCUGCCUGCUUGCCCAGCGACAUGACUGAGAAUGUCGAAAAGACAAAAUUGCCACUUCUUCAGCUCAAUAAUAAGAAAUAAAGAACAAUAUCUAAGACGACAAAAGGAAUACACAAUGAGAAUAUCUUACAAAUACAUUCAUGUGAAGAUACGUGACAUACAUCUAUAUUACACAGUACCCAGUAUGUGCUGGUAGUAUCUCCACUAAUUCAGCAGUCUGUCAUGUUUCACUGACUGCAACAAAAGCAUCAUAGCAGAACAAUUACACUCUUAUGUGUAACAGUUGCCAAGGAAUCUUUUUCAUCAAAUUCUGAUGAUUUAAAGGUGUAAUGCAGUUAGUAAAAUGGCAUUCAUUUGUGAUUAGCCUUUUCCUUCUUGAAUAAAUAUAAAACAAGACCUUGAGAGAAACAUUUUGCUUGACUGAUUUUAUUUGUAGCUCUUUGGUCAAGAAAAUAAUUUGCUUUUGCAAUGAAUGUAGAACGUCUUAUUAACACUGUACAAAUGUUUCAUCACAGCAAUUGUAUUUUAAUGGCAUUGCAUUUGCAUGUAUAUGAUACAAUAAAGUAAUUAAAACCAAAAUGUUACAAAUAAUCAUAACAGUGAAAAGAAAAACUGUUGUACUGUCAUGUAAAUUGCACACUGCUGUUACAUUAACAUCAAACUGGUCCCACUCCUUCACCUAAAAGUUACCAAAACUUAAAAUUAAAUCAACAGGAAACUGCUUUUGAUCAUCACAUUGUGUUCCAUUGUGUUAAAACGUCUUUGCAGACAAUUAAGAUGUUUAAUUACCUGACCUUCUUAGAAGCAAAAUAUAAAGUAUUCACUGUACCUGUAUGAUGGACUGAAACUGACAGCUUACAUUUCUCCUGUGAUGUUUUGUAUAACGUCCAGCUUUUUCCACUUUGGAAAAUUCACUGCACAAGGGGAUAACACAUCUUUUUGUCCAGUGUGUUUACUUUUUUCCAGAAGCUUUUAUUAUUUGCCGUGUUUAAACAACAGAACAACUCAGGUUGUUCUGUUGUUUUAAUCCUUUUAGAUUUGACUGCCACCUUGACACAGUUGAUCAUAACAUUCUUUUAUCGAGACCUGAACACAUUGUUGGUCUUAAAGGCACAGUUUUAUCAUUGUUUAAAUAUCUAGGUCUUUUUCUGUUACUAUUGGGCAAUACUCCUCUUCCUCUGCCCCAAUUUGUUGUGGUGUGUCUCAGGGGUUUGUUUUGGGUCCAACUCUGUUCUCCUUAUCCAUGCUACCUUUGGGAUUUAUUUUUAGGUAUUACAACAUCCCCUUUCACUGUUAUGCUGAUGACAUCCAAAUUUACUUCCCCUUGAAACUGGGUGUUUCUGUUCCACUGUAUUCUUUGCCUAACUUUCUACAUGAUGUCAAAGACUGGUUAACACAGAAUUUUCUCACCCUAAAUGUAAAUAAGACUGAAGUUAUGGUUUUUGGAAGUCAUUCUCCUUUGGAUAAGUUAAUUGUUACCCUCGGUUCACUUGCUUGUCAUCAUUCUCACACUGUAAGAAAUCUCGGAGUGUUUUUAGAUAGCUCUUUUUAAAUUACAGAAGCAAGUGUCCACAGUUAAAACCAGUUUUUAUCAGUUAUGUGAAGCCUUAUCUUCCUCCAAAAGACCUAGAAACACUUAUUCAUGCCUUCAUCAGCUCCAGACUGGACUACUGCAAUUCUCUCUAUUUUGGUCUUCAACACUCAUCGCUUGCAGUUAGUCCAAAAUGCUGCUGCAGGUCGUUUAACAGGUGUUAGAAUGUAUGGACACAUCACUCCAGAUUCAGCACAUUUACACUGGCUCCCUUUCAAAUACUGUAUUAGUUUUAAGAUUCUUUUACUUGCUUUUAAAGUUUUAAAUAAUAUGCCACCCAGUUAUUUAAGCAAACUCCUCAACAUUUAUAACCCCAAAAGAGCACUGACAUUGUCUAACCAGAUGCUCUUAGUAUAACCGAGGUCUCGAUUGAAGCAUAGAGGAGAUCAGGCCUUUGCCCAAGUUGCAACGCCUGGACUCUGGAAUAAUCUACCAGAUGAUAUUUGUACUUCAGAGUCUAUUCAGUCUUUUAAAUUGUGUCUUAAAACUCCCCUUUUUUUAAAAUUUUAAACCCUUUAUAGUCUCACACGUGGGAAAUUUUGUAGUCCUCCACAUUUAACCCAUUCACUUGCUCUGGGGAGCAGUGUGUAGAGAUGGUAUCUUGCUCAAGGGUACCUCAGGGUAGCCUGGAUUCGGUUGAUUCCAGUCCCCGACCUUCCCAUCAUGGGGAGAUCACUCUACCUACUGAACUAUCCCUGCCCCCAGCAACAUUGGCUUUUAACUCAAGUUCUGUUUGAAUAACCUCAGACCUGUUUUUUAAUGUUAAUACAUUGUCUUCUCAUUUAUCUGUAUUUGUUUCUCAUUUAUCUGCAUUUGUUUCUCUAUUGUUUUCUCUUGUUCUUAACUGAUUGU
This is a messenger RNA of Pelmatolapia mariae (spotted tilapia), 5384 nucleotides long. Its product is annotated as MAGUK p55 subfamily member 4-like. The transcript has 21 exons. NCBI's taxonomy places the organism in Eukaryota, Metazoa, Chordata, Actinopteri, Cichliformes, Cichlidae. The record is from RefSeq and is a predicted model, not a curated record. Gene Ontology annotation, cellular component: adherens junction; plasma membrane. Gene Ontology annotation, molecular function: protein binding. Bases 199 to 2025 code for a protein of 608 amino acids.